Sphenostylis stenocarpa is the source of this 3045-nucleotide messenger RNA. NCBI's taxonomy places the organism in Eukaryota, Viridiplantae, Streptophyta, Magnoliopsida, Fabales, Fabaceae. The record is from the annotation of a GenBank genome assembly.
AUGGCUGUAACUCAAAUAAUGUUUCUUCUUAGUGUUGUUUCACUAACCUUGGUGUAUAUGGCACCGGCUAGAGUUGCUCUAGUCUUGAGUUCAGAGAGUGAUAAGCUGGCUUUACUUGCUUUGAAACAGAAGCUCACCAAUGGAGUGCCUAAUGCUCUUCCAUCAUGGAACAACUCUUUGCAUUUCUGUGAAUGGCAGGGUGUUACAUGCAGUCACCGCCACAUGAGAGUCUCUGUCUUGUACUUGGAAAAUCAAAACUGGGGUGGAACUCUCGGACCACCGUUGGGAAAUCUAACCUUCCUCAGAAGCCUCAUUCUUUCCAACAUCAACUUGUAUGGUCAAAUUCCUGAACAAAUUGGUCGGCUAAAGAGGUUGCAGGUUCUUGACUUGAGCCACAACAAUGUUCAUGGUCAGAUUCCUACACAUCUUAAUAAUUGCUCUAAACUUGAGGUAGUUAACUUGUUGUACAAUAAACUCACUGGAAAGGUUCCCUCCUGGUUUGGACUUGGAUCCAUGACACGGCUUUAUAAGUUGCUUCUUGGUGCCAAUGAUCUAGUUGGUACUAUCCCACCUUCCUUGGGGAAUCUUUCAUCCCUCCAAAAUAUCACACUUGCAAGAAAUCAUUUGGUGGGAAGUAUACCUCAUGUUUUGGGUCGGUUAUCAAAUUUGAAAGAGUUUAAUCUUGGUUUAAAUAAAUUGUCAGGAGUAGUACCUGAUUCUCUUUAUAACCUUUCCAAUAUUCAAAUUUUUGUUCUCGGGGAAAACCAGUUAUUUGGUGUUCUUCCAUCAAACAUGCAACUUGCUUUUCCACAUCUUCGAGCAUUCUUGGUUGGAGUCAACAAGUUCAAUGGAACUUUCCCAUCUUCAAUAUCCAACAUCUCUGGAUUGCAAGCGUUUGAUAUUUCUUCAAAUGGUUUUACUGGGCUAAUUCCUCCCACUUUGGGAAGCUUAAAUAAACUUGAGAUUUUUAGCGUUGGUAAUAAUAGUUUUGGAAGUGGGAAAGCUGGAGAUUUGGAUUUCCUUUCAUCAUUAAUCAAUUGUACUCAUUUGCAAACACUUAAUUUGGAUUUCAACGAAUUUGGUGGUGCGUUGCCAGAUCUCAUUGGCAAUUUGUCUACCCACCUUACUUCAUUUAGUAUGGAGGUUAAUCAAAUAUCUGGAAUGAUACCUGAAGGAAUCGGAAAGCUAAUCGGUUUAACUAACUUCGUCAUGGUAGAUAAUUAUCUGGAGGGAAACAUUCCAGGUUCAAUUGGAAAGCUUAAAAAUCUAGUAAGAUUGGCCCUGCAAGAAAACAAAUUGUCUGGUAAUAUUCCUACUGUAAUUGGCAAUCUUACUAUGUUGUCUGAACUUUAUCUGCACACCAAUCAAUUCGAAGGAAGCAUUCCAUUAAGCCUCAAAUACUGCACUCGCAUGCAGUCAUUUGGAGUUUCCAGCAACAACUUGAUUGGUAAUAUUCCUAACCAAGCGUUUGGCAAUCUAGAAGGUUUGAUAAAUCUUGACUUAUCCGCCAACUCUUUCACUGGUUCCAUCCCUUUAGAGUUUGGAAACUUGAAGCACCUUUCCAUAUUACAUCUAUACGAAAACAAAUUAUCUGGUGAAAUACCCCCCGAACUUGGCGCUUGUUCUGCGUUAAUAGAGCUUGUGUUGGAGAGAAACUUCUUCAGUGGAAGCAUACCUUCGUUCUUGGGCUCUUUAGGAUCCCUUGAAUUCCUAGACCUUUCUGACAACCACUUCUCAGGCACAAUCCCUGGAGAAUUACAAAAGUUGAGUUAUUUGAAUACUUUGAACUUGUCUUUUAACCAUCUGUAUGGUGAGGUUCCUACAGGAGGUGUCUUUAAUAAUUUCGCAGCUCUUUCACUCAUUGGAAAUAAAGAUCUCUGCGGGGGGAUACCUCAAUUGAACCUCCCCGCAUGCUCUAAGUUACCAUCGAAGAAACACAAGUGGUCUUUUAGGAAGAAACUCGUUCUCAUCAUUGCAGUUGUUGUUGGAGUGGGUUUGGUUACUUUGACACUGUUUAUCAGCAUCUAUUUGUUCAGGAAAAGGCCCAAAACAUCAUUGGCUUCAUGGUCUCCGAAAAAUAGGUACCUGAGGGUUUCUUAUGGAGAGCUGCAUAAUGCAACCAAUGGAUUUUCUUCAUCCAAUUUGAUAGGGUCUGGAAGCUUUGGUUCUGUAUAUAGAGGAUCUCUUCUCUCUUUUAAAAGACCUAUUGCCGUGAAGGUAUUGAAUCUAGAAACAGGUGGGGCAUCAAAGAGUUUCACAGCUGAGUGCAAGGCUCUGGGAAAGAUCAUGCAUAGGAAUCUUCUCAACAUCUUGACUUGUUGCUCAAGCAUUGAUUAUAAUGGGAAAGAUUUCAAGGCUAUAAUUUUUGAGUUCAUGCCUAAUGGCAGUCUAGAAAGUUUGCUGCACAACAACCAAGAGCUGGAGUCUAGAAAUUUCAGUCUCAACCUUCAACAUAGGAUAAAUAUUGCUCUUGAUGUUGCUAAUGCGUUGGAUUAUCUUCAUCAUGGUUCUGAGCAAGCUGUAGUUCACUGUGAUAUUAAGCCAAGCAACGUUCUUCUUGAUGAUGACAAUGUUGCCCACUUGGGAGAUUUUGGGUUAGCAAAGCUUCUUCAUGUAGUCACGGGUCAUUCCAGCAGAGAUCAGGUUAGUUCCUCUGCAAUUAGAGGAACCAUUGGGUAUGUUCCACCAGAGUAUGGAGCAGGUUGCCGAGUAUCAACAAAAGGAGAUAUCUACAGCUACGGAAUUCUUGUGCUGGAGAUGCUCACGCGAAUGAAACCAACAGAUGACAUGUUUGGAGAGGGUCUAAGCCUACACAAAUUUUGCCAAAUGGCAAUUCCAGAAGGAAUUGGUGAGAUAGUAGAUUCACGUUUGCUUCUGCCAACUACUGAAGAUGGAAGAAGGAUGAGGGAAAGCAAAAUUAGGGAGUGUUUGGUGGCCUUUGCUAGGAUUGGAGUAGCAUGUUCUGCAGAAUUGCCAGUUGAGCGAAUGGACAUAAAAGAUGUGGUGGUGGAGUUGCAUAAAAUCAAACACAAACUCUAUCACUAA